Molecule: messenger RNA, 3989 nt
Organism: Acipenser ruthenus (sterlet)
Lineage: Eukaryota; Metazoa; Chordata; Actinopteri; Acipenseriformes; Acipenseridae
Gene: sts
Product: steroid sulfatase (microsomal), isozyme S
Exons: 12
Coding region: 403-2133 (576 amino acids)
Molecular function (GO): arylsulfatase activity
Source: RefSeq, a predicted model, not a curated record
UUCGCUACCUCCCCGUUGACAAUAAAUAAUGACGGGCAGCUCCAGAACACGUGAUACUACUUUUGACCUUUUCACUAGGAAGUGUCUUGUUCUGCUUGAGUUUAUGUAAGCGUACAGGAACAGCUGUAAUCACACAAACAGAACCACAAAGUGUUUCAUGUCAAUCGCCCCAGAAGCAACGGAGGAAACAGAAGUAGAAGGGAGCUUCAGUUCGGAAAGGGAAUUUUUUAUUCAGCUGUCACAGGCAAAAACCUUAGAAUCUUAUCCACUGUUAUUGGAUGCUGACCUUUGGGGUGCCCAAAAAAAGGACACAUUGGCACAGAGAGGGCGUGGAAGUAUGCGCUUUAAUGACCAUUGUAUGUAUUGAAUAAAGUACUGCAGAAGCAGUCAAAAAUAUGAAACAUGAAGUUGAUGUUUGUUCUGUGCUUACAGUUUGUUUUGGAAACAUGCUGUACAGGAAAAGAAGGGCAACCCAAUUUUGUACUAAUAAUGGUUGAUGAUUUAGGCAUUGGAGACUUGGGUUGUUAUGGAAACACUACCUUAAGAACCCCCAAUAUUGACAGGCUAGCCCAGGAGGGAGUGAAGCUGACCCAGCACAUUGCUGCAGCUCCGUUGUGCACCCCCAGCAGAGCUGCCUUCAUGACAGGCAGAUACCCCAUCCGAUCAGGAAUGGCAGGUUAUGGCAGAUCAGGAGUUUAUAUAGUUGCUGCUGCUUCAGGAGGACUUCCAACUGAGGAGAUAACAUUUGCUAAACUUGCAAAACAAAACGGCUAUUCCACAGCACUCAUAGGAAAAUGGCACCUGGGUUUGAACUGUGAAAGCAACAAUGACUAUUGUCACCAUCCACUCAAUCAUGGUUUUAAUUAUUUUUACGGAAUUACAAUGACCAAUUUGAGAGACUGCCAGCCUGACCAUGGCACUGUAUUCUCAAAGGUGUAUGGUCACAUACCCUUUCCAAGUAUUGCAGUUGCUUUAAUCACAGUGCUGGUCUUUCAUUCUUGUGGGAUUAUCAUUGUACCCAGGAAGAUUGUGUUGUAUGCUGCUCUGCUUAUUGCACUUGGUCUGGUUCUCUUUGCAAUCUUUGUUGUGACAUUUCCAUAUCUUAACUGUUUCCUCAUGAAAAACCAUCAGAUAGUUCAGCAGCCGUUCUCAUCUGAGAAUCUAACUCCGAGGAUGACGCAUGAAGCUAUAGAGUUUUUACAAAGAAAUAGAGAACAGCCUUUCUUACUUGUCUUUACCUUUUUGCAAGUCCACACAGCACUGUUUGCUUCACAGAGAUUUAAGGGGAAAAGCAAACAUGGUUUGUAUGGCGAUGCAGUCGAAGAGGUGGACUGGAGUGUUGGUCAAAUAAUGAGUACUUUGGAUCAUCUAAAUCUAAAUGAGAGGACACUUGUCUACUUCACAUCAGACCAGGGUGCUCACCUUGAGGAAAUAUCCUCCAUCAACGGUGACAUUCAUGGAGGAUGGAAUGGCAUUUAUAAAGGGGGGAAAGCAACAAACUGGGAAGGAGGAAUUCGUGUUCCUGGGAUCGUAAGAUGGACUGGGGUGCUACCUGCUGGCACACACAAUGACCAACCAACCAGCAAUAUGGAUAUUUUCCCAACUGUUGUGAACCUAGCAGGAUUACCUGUGCCCAGCGAUAGAAUUAUAGAUGGGCAUAACUUGAUGCCCCUGCUGCAAGGAAACGUUCGGCAAUCUGAACAUGAAUUCCUCUUCCAUUACUGUAAUGCAUAUUUAAAUGCUGUACGGUGGCUCCCCAGACAAAGUGACAGCAUUUGGAAAGUAUUUUUUUUCACUCCCAAUUUCUAUCCAGAAAAUUCAAACAGCUGCCUCCAUACACAUGUGUGCCUUUGUACGAAGGGCUAUAUCACUCACCAUGAUCCGCCUCUGCUUUUUGACCUCUCCAAGGACCCGUCUGAGGAGAUCCCUUUAACACCAGAGACAGAGCCAAAUUUCCAUCUAAUUAUGGCUGUAGUUCGGCAAGCUGUUGCGAAUCACACCAAAACCCUGAGUGAUGUUCCAAACCAGCUGUCGUUGAGUAAUGCUUUCUGGAAACCUUGGCUACAACCUUGUUGCUCUUCCCUGUCAGAGUUAUGUGUUUGUGAUAAAGACAACUCAGAUGCGAAUUUGUAAAGAAACAGUGACUGUUAUUAUUAUUUGUUUAUUUAGCAGACUGUUUCUGACAUUAAAGGGAAUAUUUAUGAGUCUGAUAUUUUAACAAAAAAAGUUUUCCCUUACUGCGAUGCAUUGCAUUGCUUUGUGGAUGCAGUCUUAACAUUAAAACAGUAAUACAUCACCCUGCUCUUGCAAAGUAAACACAUUGUUUUUUUUUUUUUUUGCUUAGCUUUUUGUUUUUGAGUAAUCAACCCAAUCUGGUCACAUCCGGCUAGUUUCACAGACUACUCUGUGGUAAUUUAGGUAGUCCAAGCUAAACAGGGUCUAUGAAACUGUCCGUUAAAGAGACUAACAGCAAGCUCAGUUCCUCAGGCCAGACUAGACAAAUGCCAAUUUAGUCAUUAACAAGUUGGCUAGAAUUUUCAGUCCAGACUGAUUUCACCAUAAUCCUGUGGGCUGCUUUAUCCUAUAAUCUAAAAGUGUUACAGCAUUUAUUGUAUCCCAUUGCCCUUGAGAGUUCCAUUUGUUAGGACAUUUGGGAUUUUUUUUUUUGGUUUUAAUGCCACAAAGUAAAUCACAAAUUAAUUGUUUCUGAUGGAACUUGCAGCUGCACACCAAGGAGAAAAAUUGAGGCUAUUGCAAGACUGCUGUAAAAUAGCUUUUGAACAGACUUCUGGCAGUUUAAUAUUGAAAGCAUAACCUCAAAAUGGUUAAUCACUUAAAAAUGGUUUGGUUUGUUUACAAGCCUACUUUAAAUAGAACAUUAAGUACCCGUUUUUCAUGAAACACAGUAAAACGCAAAUGUAAGGGCAAAGUGUUUUACAUUUGUGCCCUUCACUUCAUAUUGUGAUUUAGAAGUUAGUUUGAGCUUGGGUGGAAUUCCCUGAGCACUCACCAAUGAAGAAAAAGGGAGUCAAAAGCUGCUCAGAAUCAGGACCAACGGACCUAGUAAGACAGCGAGAGCCCAAGCGAUUGUCUUGCUUUGAUUUUGAUGAAGAAGUAGUCUUACUAUAGCACCAUUUGUUAAUGCAGUAUUUAGAAUCAAUUGAACAGUUUUUUGUAUAUGUUAUUGCAGUGUUUUUAUUGUAUUCCUAAACGUUAAUUAUGGUUGCAAUAUUAAGCUUAUUUACGAUUUAUAAAACAGCUAGGGCAAACCAAGCCUUCUGAACGUAUCUAAAUAAAUAAAAGAAAAACAUAUCUAUAAUAUAAUUUAUGAAUCGGUAAAUAUUUUUUUAAUUAAAAAUAAAAAUAAUAAAAAGUUCUGAAAAGUGAUGUCAUAAAAAUGUUAAAAAGUUAUUAAUUACAUACUCUUUAAGAUAUGAUGUAAUAUUAUAAGUCACUGAGUUUUUUUUUUCUUUUUUGAUCAAAAUCAGGGGAAGCUGUGCUUUCCCCAGUGUUAGAGGUUUGCCCCAUCAUCAAAACAAUUGUCAAGAAGAGCAGUAAGAUGUGUUCUUAAUGUACAUUCUCAAAAACCUGGGUUACCGCCCUCAAAAUCAAGUACAGGAAGAUACAGUACAGGGAUCUAUUUUUUAAAAGAAUAUAUUUUUUACAAGAAUAAAAUGAUUUUAAUUAUAUGAAACUAGAAAGAUACUACCCAAAACAACAAAUGAACUGCUCAAACCUACAACUGAUGUGCCCCUUUGCUGUACAAUACUUUCACAAUUGUUUUAAUCCCUACAAAAAUAUACCUUUGUCCAAGAUUUAAAAUGUGGGUCACAUACUGUAUAAAAUCUGUUUUCAAAUAUAAUUGUGGCUAUUAAAAAUAUAAAGGAAUAAUUCAACAGUUUCUACUAGUUUGUUUAUACUGUGUUUAUUUGUUUUGUCUUUCCAACAUGUGACAAUGUACUCACUUCUAUGGCUAGUUUGUGUUAAAA